Messenger RNA from Sphaeramia orbicularis (orbiculate cardinalfish), 4495 nucleotides. RefSeq names its product AF4/FMR2 family, member 3 (gene aff3). The record is from RefSeq and is a predicted model, not a curated record. Gene Ontology annotation, cellular component: super elongation complex; nucleus. Gene Ontology annotation, biological process: regulation of gene expression. Lineage: Eukaryota; Metazoa; Chordata; Actinopteri; Kurtiformes; Apogonidae. Bases 76 to 3756 code for a protein of 1226 amino acids. The transcript has 19 exons.
CACCGCAUCCGCUCCUCUGAACGCGGGUCCGCACUGGGAUGGACACCGGAGGACAGUUCUGACCAUCCAGGAACCAUGCCUACUGUCCUCGGUGGCAAAGGGAAACUUUCCGUGGUCUGUUUUCUGCUCCGAUGCGCUUAUUCUCAGGUAACAAGGAAUCAACACAACAGCUGUGCCAAAGAUAUCCUGGAGGACAUGACUCAGUCCUGGCCGUCCCAGCAAGCCUUAGGGGGUGACCAGGCGCAGCGAAUUCUCUACAACCCAAAGGAUGCAAAACAGCCAACUACGCAACAAAGGCAAAGUCGGGGGGAUGUUCAGCUGCGAAUGACCCGACACCCUCAUGUGGCGCCUCACAAAUCCAUGCUUGCAGAUGAUCUAAAGCUGAGCAGUGAUGAGGAUGAGACUCAAAGGGCUACUCAUGAGUCAACCUCCUGGGACGGACACAGCCUGUCAGCACAGCGAGUGCACACACAUGGCAGGCGGGUGAGACAUUCCAGCUCGGACUCUUCGGCUUCAGACUCCUCUGGUGAGUCCAGCAGCAGUAGCCUUUACUCCCGGAGCCGGAGCAGGAGUCCUGGAGUUCCUGUGUCGCCUACUAACACACAACCCCUCUGCAAAAGGAAGGAGUCUGAUCACCCCUCUGCAGCCCAGUGGCAGUUGGAUAAGUGGCUAAAGAAGGCCCGGAAAAAAUCAUCCAGUGGUGAACAGGAUCCCUCCCAGAGCAUUCCAGGACGCCUGCCUUCUCCACACGCCCAAAGAGCCCCAUCUCCAGCCAGGUCCUGGGACAGCAACGAAGAAUACAGCCCUAGCCAGACCCCUAUACCUAGCCCACAGUUCAAUUACAGACAAAGUCACAGCCCCCUUCCCAGCCCUGGGUACAGUUUUUGCCCCAGCCCCAGCCCAUUCCCCAGCACCUGUCCAAGUCCCAGCCCUAGCCCGAAGCACAACCCUAUCCCAAGCCCAGUUCUAAGUGUUUGCCCAAGUCCGUGUGGAAGCCCAAGACUCAGCCGGAGCCCUAGCCCGAUACCAAGAGAUCCUCCAAGAAGCCCAAGUCCAAGCCUACCUUCCUCCCGGGUUCAUCAGGUUCAGAGUCAUCAAACGCAGCCAAACCAAACGCAACACAGCCUAGCAGCCACUCCCCAUACAAAAAAAGGUAGAUCAUGGAAUGCCUCUUUUUCAAACAGUGGCACCAGAAAUAAGGAUGUAAAUUGUACAUAUCCUCAACAACCUCACCAAUACAGGCACAAGACUAGACCUGCACAAGACCAAGACUUGAGCCAAAACAAGUCCAAGACUUCUUCUAUUUUAAACUCAAACCACAAUCACAAAUCUAGACCCAGGCCUAAUUUUAAUCAAACCCCUAAUCAGCUCACGGAGACUCUCAAAUCCAAACAUACGCCAAACUUUGAGCAAAGCGGUAAAUCCAUUCACAAGUCCCAGCCUUCGUUUCAUCACAGCUCACAAAACAGGUCCACUAAACCAAAGCACUCCACUGCCACUAGCCGUGAAAACAGUGGCAAAGCUGUUCACAGUUCUCAUUCCCUGUCUACCUCUAAAACUGCUGCUACCGGUGGGUCAAGCUUUGGAUCAAGCCCGAGCCUAAAAUCUAGAGCUAAGUCUGGGGAAGCUGCAGGUUCAACCUCUGUGCAUGUUAGUCAUUUAAAACCAUCACAAAAGAAACCAGAGUCCAAGGAGCAGGAGGAGAACCACAGAGAGCUUCAUUAUCAUCAUCAUCCUCAUCAUCAAGCAGAGGGGAGACAACACGAAAGGAAAGAGGACCGACGCAGGGAAAAGCCACAGGCUAAGCCGGAAAGAAAGGAAGACAAAAGGCUGGCGGAGGAGCAGCUACUGAGACGUCCCUGGAUCCAGAGUUCAGAGGAAGAGGAGGAAGAGGAGGAAGAGGAGGAGGAGGAGGAGGGCACACCAGAGAGGGAGAGGAGAAGAGAAGAAACAGUAAGAGGGGAAAAUCAGAGGAGGAGGGAGCAGCAUCACAGACGCGAAUGGCAAACAGUCCAGGCCAAACAGAGACUGCCCACCAGCACCGACCGACACCGCCUUCAAGACGACUCACACCACCAGAAGACAACCAAAAAGGGAGGGAGAACUGAGGAGGACAAAGACGCUUCACCUCCACCGUCACAUACGCCAACUCCCACUAGCCCAUCCUCUGAGUCCUCUACCUCCUCCUCAAGUUUAGAUACAGAAUCUGAAUAUCAGGCUCCUAUCACCAAAGUUCCUGCCGACUCUACCUCACAAAGAAUCAAUAGAAGGCAACAACGUCCAGGCAGAGCUGACACCAACAGGUUGAAAGCGGUACAUCCCAGAGGGCCCAGUACAACUGUCCCGAGUGAGAGGCAGCAGAGUGAGUGUAGGCAGAAACUCUACACCUUGGUCCCAUUUGGGCGAGGUGAGAAGGCUGCAGCCUCCUCUCAUCGAGGCCUGAGAAAUUUGGUUGUGCAAAUAGACCUCUGCCUUCUUAAAAGAGUUCCAGAUAGCACUACCUGUUCCACCGUUAAGAAACCUUCCUCUUCCUCUUCUUCAACAAAGGACAAACAAAGAGAGGCUAUGAAACACUUGUAUGUCCCCGAGCCUGUGAAUAAAGACAGCAAAAGGAAACGCAAGCUGGAGAACGGAGUGUCACACCGAGAAAGUAAGAGGAGCGUACCUUAUGCAAAUGAUCUCUCAGGUCACACAGACUCUUCAUCACACAGAGCUGAGCACAAUUUCUCAACAGAGACAACACACAAUGGGUACUUGGAGGAAUACUUAGACAGCAAAAGGCCACUUUCUCCUUUGUCUCCACUGUCUGACAGUCCUGAGUCCACCAAGCCCUCCUCUCAAAUCAAGACUACGGAGCAGCAUCAUGUCCACAAGAACAGAGAAAAGAACAGAGACUCUGCUGUAAAGCCCAAGAUGGAAGUGGAAUGUGUAAAAGUGUCAAAACAUCCUCAGGCAUCAGGUGAAUCCUGGGGUCCUUCAGGACACAGGGGGACCAUGCCUAACCAUGAAACUCCACACCAUGCAGAGUACUACUUACAUGAAGCCAAAAGGAUGAAGCAUCGAGCAGACGCAAUGGUGGAUAAACUGGGGAAGGCUGUGAAUUACGUCGAUGCCGCUCUCUCCUUCAUGGAAUGUGGGAAAGCAAUGGAGGAAGGGCCUCUGGAAGCCAAGUCUCCCUACACCAUGUACUCAGAGACAGUGGAGCUUAUUAGGUACGCAAUGAGGCUGAAGAGCCACUCCGGCCCUGGGGCCAGACAGGAAGACAAACAGCUGGCGGUUCUGUGUUUCCGAUGCCUUGCCCUUCUUUACUGGCAGAUGUUUCGUUUAAAGAAGGACCAUGCACUGAAAUACUCCAAAGUUCUACUGGACUAUUUUAAGAGUUCUCCCAAAGUGCCUCCUGCACCAGUCUGUUGGACUGACUCUGGGAAAGGUGUCGGUGGACCCCCUUCAUCACUGUCCCCCAAUGCCAAACACCUAGGGCGGGGUUCACAAGGGGGCAGCACCUCCCCUUCUCUCAUAAGCAUUCCCCAACGUAUCCACCAGAUGGCAGCAAAUCACUUGAACAUUACCAACAGCGUCCUGUACAGCUAUGAGUACUGGGAGGUGGCAGACAACCUCGCAAAGGAGAAUAAAGAGUUCUUCAACUACUUGAAUACAUUGUCUGGACCACUGACACUUCACAGCAGCAUUGCUCAUGCAGUCCAGUACACCAGACAGGCUCUUCAGUGGAUACGCAUCAGUGCCAAACUUAACUAAAAAGGAGACCUCUCCACUGGACCCAGGCCUCCGUGAAAGGAAACAAAAUCCUGGACUAUUUCUAUGCAGCUUUAAAGGAUAGUGCUGAUAGCUACAUAUGAGCUGUUUGGAACUAGGAUGGAUGUAAUCCCAGGGAGUCUAAUACCUGUCAUCCUCAUAGGAUGUUGCUGUGCUUGCCAUCUGAAUCAGCCACAUGCCAUGUUAUCAGUGACAAACUCUGAGUUUGAAGCAUUUUUCUAUUCUCCUUCUGAAGGAGAAGCCUUUGAACUUCUCACAGAUUAACCACAUGGACCACAUCCUCAUCGCUGGAUUAUUCUGAAGAUGUGUGUGAAGGAAGUAUUGUAUGCCAAAUGUUCCAUGGUAAGGGAAACAGGACUUGCAUAUAAAAACAAUUUCUGUUCUUUGGAAUUUUAUCAUCUAGUGGACUAUUUCAGUCAGAACAGGCAUCGGUCAUACACCACUGUCCCAAAAACAGGAAAUUGUAUGUGUUUUUUGCUAAUGAAGGUUUAAAUGACUCUUACUUUGAAAAUAUCUGAUUUUUUUUUUUAACUAUUAUGUGUUUUUACUGUGCAAUACUUGAUGUAUUAUCAUUUUCUUAGAAAACAAAAAGGACGAGACAAUAAAAUAUUGGUGAGUUAUGAUGCUCGCUGAAUAUACUGUAAUGCUCAGAGAAACAUUUUUGACUCAAUUUUCAACCAUAUUUGGUAUUUUUUUGUAUUUAAUAUUUAUGGUAAUGAAU